AACACUUGCAUUUCAACACGUCACAAGACCAAGUCCAGUUGAGGAAUUCAUCAAUACAUCAUCAACACAUCAGACCCCAGACUCUAGCCAGAAAUAUUCCAGCAGUUGCCAGAUCAAAUGUCUCCUAAACUUUUUGUUCUCUGCCUUAUGGCAAUGCUGGUCAAAAAUUCUAUUCCAGAGAAAAGUUACAUUUGUCAUCUACUAAAGAUUGUAGGGCCGUGUAGGGCAAGACUACCCAGAUACUACUAUGAUAUGGAAUCGGGCCGCUGCGAAAAAUUUUAUUACGGCGGCUGUGGAGGGAAUGAAAAUAAUUUCAGAAACAGGAAGGAGUGCGAGUUUUUCUGUGACCCCAUCGACCCUAUCUGCUCGCUUCCACCGGACGGAGGAAUCUGUUUAGCCAGAUUUGUGGCUUAUUAUUAUGACAAGGAAUCCAGAGAGUGCAAGAAAUUUACCUACGGCGGCUGUGGCAAAAAUGAGAAUAGGUUUUCCAGCAAACAAAAAUGCGAAGCAGCCUGCGUCAAGACAAGUUACACUUGUCAUCUACAAAAGAUUGUAGGGCCGUGUAGGGCAAAACUACCCAGAUACUACUAUAAUAUGGAAUCGGGCCGCUGCGAAAAAUUUCAUUACGGCGGCUGUGGAGGGAAUGGAAAUAAUUUCAGAAACAGGAAACAGUGCGAGUUUGUCUGCGAAUCCAUCGACCCUAUCUGCUCGCUUCCACCGGACGAAGGAGAAUGUGAAGCCAGUUUUGAGGCUUAUUAUUAUGACGAGGAAUCCAGAAAGUGCAAGCAAUUUAUCUACGGCGGCUGUGACGGAAAUGAGAAUAGGUUUGACAGCAAACAAGAAUGCGAAGAAUUCUGCGUCAGGACAAACAAAUUUGAUUGAGCUUGAUUUGGAAAAUCACACAACUGAAACUAAUGUACUAAUAAAUUAAUCAAAGAAACAA
Messenger RNA from Physella acuta, 943 nucleotides. Its product is annotated as carboxypeptidase inhibitor SmCI. Gene Ontology annotation, molecular function: serine-type endopeptidase inhibitor activity. The record is from RefSeq and is a predicted model, not a curated record. NCBI's taxonomy places the organism in Eukaryota, Metazoa, Mollusca, Gastropoda, Physidae.